Molecule: messenger RNA, 1078 nt
Organism: Poecilia latipinna (sailfin molly)
Lineage: Eukaryota; Metazoa; Chordata; Actinopteri; Cyprinodontiformes; Poeciliidae
Exons: 5
Coding region: 211-816 (201 amino acids)
Source: RefSeq, a predicted model, not a curated record
UGUCCGAAUUCAGGGUCUGCAUCCUUCGAAGGACGGAUUUGAAGGCCGAUUACGUCAUAGCGUGGCGACAAGGCCUGUCCGAAUUCAAAGACUCCUUCAAAUGCAUCCUUCAAAUGCGUCCUUCUUUUCCCCCGAUUUGAAGGAUGGGUCCGGUGUAUCCUUCAUGGCCCACGAUAUCCCAUAAUUCAUUGCGGGUCAGAAUUCUCAACAAUGGCGUCAGACAGUGAUGAAUGCUCUUUCUCUACCGAACGCAAUAAAGACUUAAUGUUGAAAUGGACCAAGGAGCAGACGGAAAAUUUCAUCUCCCUCAGGGGCCAAAACAGCCACCUGUUCACAGGGACCAAAAAUUCUGCGACAGUAGCCUGGAGGUCCAUUCUAGAGAAGAUGGGUCUCCAGGAUGUAGUGACACCGUCUCAGGCCAAAAAGAAAUGGGAUAAUCUUAAAAAGAAAUAUAAAGACUGCAAAUAUCCUGGCUCAGGAGAGGGAGUGAAAGGGAAGCCCACUGCUGCUACUUGGCCUUGGUUUGUACAGAUGGAUGAGAUCUUAGGACAGAGGCCUUCCAUAAGGCCUCCUGUUCUAAUUUCCUCAUUACCAGAUGAGACUCCAGGGUCAAGUGCUGCAGUGGGUGGACAACAGGAAGACGAAGAUGGUGUUAUUAAAAGAGGCCAGAAGAGGCGAAGUGAAAGCUCUGAGCUUCUUGAUCUAAUAAAAGAAGAUAUGAGAUUACAAAGAGAAGCAGAAGAUAGACGUGCUCAAGAGAGCAAGGAGAGACUUGACAAAUUAUUAUCAAUUUUGCAAAAAAUAGCGGAGAAAUAAUUAUUUAAAAAAUAAACUUCUUGAACACUUUUCAAGACUAUGAAUAUGUCUUUUAAUAAAUAAAUUAAAAUGAUGUACAGUCUAGAUCCAUAGAAAUUGUUUCAUCUUGAAUUUAAAUAAGUACAAAUAUUUUAAAUUACAUUGUUUGGUUUUGGUUCAGUUCAUUUUAUAAAACAAAUUUUAAGUAAUGCAUGUCACGUUAUUUACAAUAAAAACUGCAGAAUUAACCUCAGUGACCUAUUCCUGGAAAAUUAAAAGAAAA